Columba livia (rock pigeon) is the source of this 1971-nucleotide messenger RNA. RefSeq names its product citrate synthase (gene CS). The coding region runs from base 123 to 1532 and encodes 469 amino acids. Gene Ontology annotation, cellular component: mitochondrial matrix. Gene Ontology annotation, biological process: carbohydrate metabolic process; tricarboxylic acid cycle; citrate metabolic process. The record is from RefSeq and is a predicted model, not a curated record. The transcript is spliced from 11 exons. NCBI's taxonomy places the organism in Eukaryota, Metazoa, Chordata, Aves, Columbiformes, Columbidae.
CGCCGCGCCCCGCCCCGCCCGCCGCGCUGAGGACCCCCGGCCGCCGCCGCCGCCGCUCGCUCCGGCCCCGCGCCCGUUCCCGCCCGUUCCCGGUCCCGCUCCCGCCCGGCCCCGCCGCCGCCAUGACGCUCCUCGCCGCCAGCAGCCGGGCGGCCGCGCGCCUCCGCGGGCCCAAGAACGCCUCGUGCGUCCUCUUUGCCGCCCGCCACGCCAGCGCCGCCACGAACCUGAAGGACGUCCUGGCCACCCUGAUCCCCAAGGAGCAGGCGAAAAUCAAGAACUUCAGGCAGCAGCACGGCAACACGACCAUCGGGCAGAUCACGGUGGACAUGGUGUACGGCGGGAUGAGGGGCAUGAAGGGGCUGGUGUACGAGACCUCGGUGCUGGAUCCCGAUGAGGGCAUCCGCUUCCGCGGCUACAGCAUCCCCGAGUGCCAGAAGCUGCUGCCCAAAGCCGCGGGGGGAGAGGAGCCGCUGCCCGAGGGGCUCUUCUGGCUGCUGGUGACGGGUGAGAUGCCCACCCAGGAGCAGGUGACCUGGCUGUCCCGGGAGUGGGCCCGGCGCGCGGCGCUGCCCUCGCACGUGGUGACCAUGCUGGACAACUUCCCCACCAACCUGCACCCCAUGUCGCAGCUCAGCGCCGCCAUCACCGCGCUCAACAGCGAGAGCAAGUUCGCUCGCGCCUACGCCGAGGGGAUCCACCGCGUCAAGUACUGGGAGUUCGUGUAUGAAGACGCCAUGGACCUGAUCGCCAAACUGCCGUGCGUGGCCGCCAAGAUCUACCGCAACCUGUACCGCGAGGGCAGCAGCAUCGGCGCCAUCGACCCCAACCUCGACUGGUCGCACAACUUCACCAACAUGCUGGGCUACAGCGACCCCCAGUUCAUCGAGCUGAUGCGGCUCUACCUCACCAUCCACAGUGACCACGAAGGGGGGAACGUCAGCGCCCACACCAGCCACCUGGUCGGCAGCGCCCUGUCCGACCCGUAUCUCGCCUUCGCCGCCGCCAUGAACGGGCUGGCCGGGCCCCUGCACGGCCUCGCCAACCAGGAGGUGCUGCUCUGGUUGACCAACCUGCAGAAGGAGCUGGGCGGGGAGGUGUCGGACGAGAAGCUGCGGGAUUUCAUCUGGAACACGCUCAACUCGGGCCGGGUGGUGCCGGGCUACGGGCACGCGGUGCUGCGCAAGACGGACCCGCGGUACAGCUGCCAGCGCGAGUUCGCCCUCAAGCACCUGCCCCAGGACCCCAUGUUCAAGUUGGUGGCCCAGCUCUAUAAAAUCGUCCCCAACGUGCUGCUGGAGCAGGGAAAGGCCAAGAACCCCUGGCCCAAUGUGGACGCGCACAGCGGGGUCCUGCUGCAGUACUACGGGCUGAAGGAGAUGAACUACUACACGGUGCUGUUCGGGGUGUCGCGGGCGCUGGGCGUCCUGGCGCAGCUCAUCUGGAGCCGGGCGCUGGGCUUCCCCCUGGAGCGCCCCAAGUCCAUGAGCACCCCCGGCCUCAUGCAGCUGGUGGGCUACAAAUCCGGGUAAAGAAGGGACGGGGCGGGGGGGCCACGCUUCCCCCUCCCCACGCCGGGAACGCUGCGGCCCCCCCCGCCCCGGACCCGCUCCGGUGCUGAACCCCGUCUGGGGCUCCUCUGCCCUCCCUGGCUAAGGGGGGGCUCCCCGCACCCCCCGGCAGCACCACGCACACUGGGAGCCCCCCCAGGCUCCCCCAUUGCUGGGCUGGGGGGGGCCCCUCCACCGCCCCCCCCACCCCAAGAGGGUUCAGCGCAGCCCCAGGUCCGGGCCCCCCAGAAGGGACUCGAUACACUCCUCCCCGCCCCCCCCCCCGUGUUUGUGUGACCCCCCGCCCGAUGCCCCCCCCCCAAACCGGAGCUGGGCCCCCCCCGGCCCCGGCCCCUCGCAGGGAUUGGGCACUUCUGUACAAACAACGAGAAAAUGCAAAAUAAAUGUUUUUAUUAACAAA